GCUCCUACGUCGUCAAUAAAAGCAGUGUGACCGGGUGUGACCGCUACCUUUCCUACCUGUAAAGUGCUGGAAAGUUCUCAGUGUCGUUUUGUAAUUUUGUUUCCACUGUACUUCAUUGGUAAACAAACACGGUCUAAUCAUAUUACACUUAUCGACGUUAUAAUAAACAAAAUAUAAAACAAUGCGCACCAGCUACAAAAAAAAUCGGCCAUUUGAUUUUAAACUCAUCGACCUAGUAGAACCGAAUCCUGUGCUGUACCAGCGUUCAGGACUAUCCAAUUAUGAGGCUAUGAAGGCCAAAACAGAUAUCUGGGCCAGAAUUGCUGAGAAUAUGGGCUGUGAUGUGGAUUUCUGUUUAAUGCGAUGGAAUAAUCUUCACUAUCAGUUUCGAAAAGAGUUCCGAAGAGCUGACAGCAGCGGUUCUACAUGGCCAUAUUUGGAACGCCUUCGUUUCUUGGCCGAUAAUCCACAGCGACCGAGAAACAAGUACAAAAAUAAGGGCAAGGAUUCCCCAGAUAAAGGGGAGCCGGUGAGUCAUGAAGCAACGCUUUGGGAGGCCUACGAAGAUGGGGAAACCAUAGAUCAGCCCGGCACUUACAUAAUCGAGGAAAUCAUCGAAGAGAUUGAUCAAAUCAUCCAGGAAGAGAUCAUCUACGAAGAAGUGGACUCAGAGUCAGCUGAGAUACUAUCUCCCAGUAGCAGCUUUCUCCAAGUAGACCAAAUGCUCGCCCAGCUAGGGCAGCCCCAACGAAAUAGAGCCGAACGAAGGAUAACAGCCUUUCUGCUCAAGUGUCAGUUGCGUUCUCUGAGUAAUCAGUCUGUGGAAGAUCUGGCCAUUUAGCUUUACACAAUUUCAACUUUAUUAAAAACAGAAAAAAUAACUAAUAUUACACCUUGCACUUGUCCAAGUCCAGCCAGGCCACCUUGGGCUUGGUAAUAAACUGAUCGCGCGACAAACUGUCAAGCAUGACGGCCUGCUGGCGAACAUA
Molecule: messenger RNA, 989 nt
Organism: Drosophila ananassae
Lineage: Eukaryota; Metazoa; Arthropoda; Insecta; Diptera; Drosophilidae
Product: transcription factor Adf-1
Exons: 3
Coding region: 182-841 (219 amino acids)
Biological process (GO): regulation of transcription by RNA polymerase II
Cellular component (GO): nucleus; transcription regulator complex
Source: RefSeq, a predicted model, not a curated record